Messenger RNA from Cordyceps militaris CM01, 1443 nucleotides. RefSeq names its product ATP-dependent rRNA helicase RRP3. Gene Ontology annotation, molecular function: ATP binding; nucleic acid binding. The coding region runs from base 1 to 1443 and encodes 480 amino acids. The record is from RefSeq and is a predicted model, not a curated record. The transcript has 2 exons. Lineage: Eukaryota; Fungi; Ascomycota; Sordariomycetes; Hypocreales; Cordycipitaceae.
AUGUCCGACUUGAAAAGACGUAAAGCCUCGCGCGACGAGCCCCCAAAGCCUGUCGAACCUGAACAAUCUGCCCCCAGCAGCGAAUCCGAGGACGAAUCCGCGACUGUCGAGGCCGCCCAAGCCGAUGACAAGGAGGAAGCAGAGCCGCCGAAGACCUUUAAAGAACUCGCUAAUACUCCCCACCACCAGGGCAUCGUCGACGCCCUCUGCGAAGCCUGCGAAACCCUCGGCUACAAGACCCCAACCGGCAUCCAAGCCCAGUCGAUCCCCGUCGCGCUGCAGGGCCGCGAUGUGAUUGGCCUCGCCGAGACGGGCUCCGGAAAGACGGCCGCGUUUGCGCUGCCCGUGCUGCAGGCGCUCCUCGACAAGCCGCAGCCGCUGUUCGGCCUGGUGCUGGCGCCGACCCGCGAGCUGGCCGCGCAGAUUGGCCAGACGUUUGAGGCGCUCGGCGCGCUCAUCUCGCUGCGCUGCGCCGUCAUCGUCGGUGGCCUCGACAUGGUGCCGCAGGCCGUCGCGCUCGGCAAGAAGCCGCACGUCAUCGUGGCCACGCCCGGCCGGCUCGUGGACCACCUCGAAAAGACAAAGGGCUUCUCGCUGCGCACGCUCAAGUACCUCGUUCUGGACGAAGCCGACCGGCUGCUCGACAUGGACUUUGGCGAGAGCAUCGAGAAGCUGCUCAAGUUCAUCCCGCGCGAGCGCCGCACCUACCUCUUCUCUGCCACCAUGAGCUCCAGCGUCGAGUCGCUGCAGCGCGCCUCGCUGCGGGACCCCGUCCGCGUCAGCGUCAGCGCCAGCAAGUACCAGACCGUGUCGACGCUGAAGCAGCACUACGUCUUCAUCCCGCACAAGCGAAAGGACACGUACCUCAUCCACAUCAUCAACGAGUUCGCCGGCAAGUCGUGCAUCGUCUUUACGCGCACCGUGUACGAGACGCAGCGCUGCGCCGUGCUGCUGCGCACGCUCGGCUUCGGCGCUAUCCCGCUCCACGGCCAGCUUUCGCAGUCGGCGCGCCUCGGCGCCCUCAACAAGUUCCGCGGCGGCACCCGCGAGAUCCUCGUCGCCACCGACGUCGCCGCCCGCGGUCUUGAUAUCCCCAAAGUCGACGUCAUCCUCAACUACGACAUCCCGUCCGACUCCAAGACGUACAUUCACCGCGUCGGCCGCACCGCACGUGCCGGCAAGUCGGGCGUCGCCAUCAGCAUCGUCACCCAGUUUGACAUCGAACUCUUCACCCGCAUCGAAGCCGCCCUCGGCAAGAAGCUCGACGAGUUUGACACGAAAGAGGAAGAGGUCAUGACCUUCCAGAGCCGCGUGCAGGAGGCCCAGCGCCACGCCCGCAACGAGAUGAAUAACAUCAUGGAGUCGCGCAACAAGGGCGCAACGAUGAGAAAGGGACGCGACAAUAAGCGGCGACGAGACGACAUGGACAGAGGAGAGCGGUAA